AUGCCGGCCCGCGAGGCGUACCGCUAUUUUCGGGAUCGUUUCCUCCCAAAAAUGUCGAUUUCAUCGUCUUCAAGUGGAGAUUCAAAAAAGACUAUGAUUCGGAUUGUUCCGAUUACCAUGGUUGGCGGUGAGAUGCCGAUCGGGGAGUGUACCGUGUUGCGGGACCGACCGGCGAUGAGGCUGGAUUCCCGGCUCGUAUGCAAAUACGAGAUAUUGGCGGUGGUCGGGAAGGGCAGUUUCUCACAGGUGUUGCGAGUUCAGCAUCGGAUUUCGCGGAAUUAUUUUGCAGUGAAGUUGGUGGCCGCUGAUUGUGGGGCGAGUUCCCAGGUGAACAACGAGCUCCACAUCCUCAGCCGUCUACAACACCCUAACGUCAUCCGACUAGAAGAAGUCUUCAAGUCCUCCUCCCGCCUCUUCAUCGUGCUCGAGCUGGCCUCUGGCGGAGAAAUGUACGAUCGUGUCGUCUCCAAAGGACGAUAUUCAGAACAGGAAGCACGACAGGCAUUAAAGAUGUUGCUGGCCGGACUCGCCUACCUUCAUUCAAUCCGGGUGACACAUAGGGAUUUGAAGCCUGAGAAUUUGUUGUAUGCGGAUACACGGCCGGAGGCUAGGUUGUUGAUCACCGACUUCGGACUGGCCCACCAGUCUACCUAUUCCGGGGAGACGAUGACAGAAACCUGCGGAACUCCCGAAUAUAUCGCCCCUGAAUUGUUGCUCCGGGUACCGUACACCGACAAAGUGGAUAUGUGGGCGGUUGGAGUGAUUGCCUACAUCUUGAUGUCGGGGAUUAUGCCGUUUGAUGAUGAUUGUCGGAGUCGACUCUAUACCCAUAUUAUCACCGCUAAUUAUGUUUAUUAUCCACAGUUCUGGUCCGGCUCCGAGCUGGCGAAGACAUUCGUCGACAGCCUGCUGGAGAUGAACGCGCGUACCCGGUUGUCCGCCACCGAGGCGAUGAAGCACGACUGGAUCGUUGGCGAAUCUCGUGCUCAACAUCCGAUCAAGUCGAGGCCGUCCAGCGAGUACAACGCCAUGCAACGGACAAAAUCGACACGUUCGAUUCGGUCAGUCACCCGGUCAGACCAUGGACAUCGCGUCGACCCAAGAGAAGUCGACCAGCUGGCCCAGGAUCUCAAGAAGGCCGCCCAGAGCACCAAGCAUUAUGGCGUCUUU
Molecule: messenger RNA, 1170 nt
Organism: Mesorhabditis spiculigera
Lineage: Eukaryota; Metazoa; Nematoda; Chromadorea; Rhabditida; Rhabditidae
Source: the annotation of a GenBank genome assembly